GUUUUAAACGAAGAAAUUGUACGAGACCUUGCCGGGAAGGUCGGACGUAUCGUGCUGUUACUAACCCCGUCUCUUUUCGACUAUUACCAACGAUGGAUCGAGGCAAUAAAGAAGUUGACAGGUCACGUCCCUAUAUGUGCCAUGGUACCUACAUGGCAAAGGAAAGACAUCGAGGAGGCAAAAGAUAAACUAAAAAAGCUCGGGAUCACUGACAUCUAUGACCUACCUCCCAUUGGUGGCAAUCUCUCAGAUGAGAAACGGUUGCUGAGGCUUGAUCUCCUCCAUGGAUGCCUGAAGAAAGGUGACGAAGGGAUAUCUGCUGACUUAAUACAGCUGUAUUCUUUACCCAGUUUUGAGCGGUUACGGAACCAAUGGAGAAAGGAUGUCACAGAAACACAGAAGAGGCACGGAGAAGACAUAAGAGAAGAAGAAGUAGCAAAGAAGUUACUCCGAGGUAGAAUUACAGACUUAGAGCAGGAACUCAACGAUUCCCGUGCAAGUCGCGCAAGCAUAGUCAGUGAAAAGGGAAGACUACAAGAUACCAUGAAGGUUGAACAAGAAAGGCGUGAACAUAGUGAAAGGGCAAUGAUGGAAAACGAGAAAAGAGCAAAACAGAUAAUGGAGACGUACAAGCAGAGGGAGAUGGAAUUUGAAAAGAAACUACAAUCAAAGGAUCUGCGUAUCGAAACAAUGGCUAAAAAUUUACAGGGGACAGAAGAGAAGGCAAGACGUCAGGUUGAGCGACUAGAGACCGACAACGAAGAAAUUAUGACGAAAUUAGUGUCUAAGCUACAACGGGAAGACACUUUGACAAAAAUGCUAGAGGAGAAAGAGCGGAACGAGUCGACUCUCAGACAGAAGACAGAAAAGAAAAACAGUCAAUAG
Molecule: messenger RNA, 885 nt
Organism: Strongylocentrotus purpuratus (purple sea urchin)
Lineage: Eukaryota; Metazoa; Echinodermata; Echinoidea; Camarodonta; Strongylocentrotidae
Product: stress response protein NST1-like
Exons: 4
Coding region: 142-885 (247 amino acids)
Biological process (GO): protein ubiquitination
Cellular component (GO): BRCA1-BARD1 complex
Source: RefSeq, a predicted model, not a curated record